AUGCUCUCUGCUGGCCCGUUCAGGACAAUCUUACUAGUUGCGAUUGCCAGCUUCGCUGCGGCAAAGCCAGUAUGGCCGCACUACACAGUUGAUUACGAGCAUUUCGAGGUUCUCAGCAUGCGAGCCGCCAUGCCUCUAUUUCCUUCUGCCGCCUACGAUGUCAAAUGCUUAGACUCAAACAAGAGAAUUGUCUUUCAUGAUCAGAACGUAGCCCAGUUGUCGAUAUGUGGUGGCAUGGCUGGGUCUAUCACCAAAUGCAAAGGCCAACCAUCUAUCACAAUUGGGCAUUCAGGAUCGGCCAAGUUUACUCUCAAACCUGUCAAUGCGGGCGCAAUUAUCAACAUCUCGAAAGACAAAUGGGAGCAGUGCGUGCGCGCUGCAAGGACAGUUUGUCCGACGGGCAGCAUGACAGGAACGUGCAGCGGAGGAACUACAAGUGGAGAUAUGAAGUUCUCUCUGGAGCACUCAUGA
Molecule: messenger RNA, 471 nt
Organism: Truncatella angustata
Lineage: Eukaryota; Fungi; Ascomycota; Sordariomycetes; Amphisphaeriales; Sporocadaceae
Exons: 2
Coding region: 1-471 (156 amino acids)
Source: RefSeq, a predicted model, not a curated record